AUGCUCACCCUUCUCAGCCAGGACCGCUGGAUCAGGAUGCAAGGCGAGGUCGACCAUCUCAAAGCCGUCACGUCCGGCAAGUGGCUGCAGGACGGGACGGCGUGGCAGAGCUACGUCACGGCGAUUGCUACCGUCGUUGCCUGUCUCGGUGCUGCUUUGGCGAGCCACGUUUCGCAGUUUGGCAAGAUCCUGCUCAUCUGUCUUCUGACAGGGUCCAGCGGCCUGGUGGCGAUAGCCAAGACAUCUACGGAUGUGCUGCAGAUGCACGGCUUCCUGGUCAAGGUUCCCCGGCGGGAUGAGUACGGGCGACGACUCGGAGUUGCUCAUGAGCUCAUCGUGAAGAGUGGCCGCAGUGACUGGGCGGUGCGAAUCCGGAAGGUCCUUUGCCGGGUCACGAGGGAACUGCCGAGGUUGUCAUGUGCUGUAUGGGAGACACGUAGUCUCGACUUGAGGGAGGAUUAUCUUGGUACAUGUGUGCGACUUGAGCUCAACGGACCAGACGUCGCAGCACUCACGCGUAAAUAG
Metarhizium album ARSEF 1941 is the source of this 525-nucleotide messenger RNA. RefSeq lists its product as uncharacterized. The record is from RefSeq and is a predicted model, not a curated record. The transcript has a single exon. Bases 1 to 525 code for a protein of 174 amino acids. Lineage: Eukaryota; Fungi; Ascomycota; Sordariomycetes; Hypocreales; Clavicipitaceae.